CGUUCGACCACGGUUCAGAGCAUUCACAACUCUGCAGAACAACCACCGUAUCGCACAAUGGAACAACGAUCAUCAGUGAACUCUCCAUGUCUGGAUAACUCACAAACACGAUACGUCUCAGCCGAUCAUGGUUUCCCUCCCCCUCACAUCAUCGUCGCAUAUAAAGGUCGAAGGAGAGCUUAUGGGAGGAAAGCGAUCAAAGAUAUGGGCUACUCAAAUGUCCUGAUCAGCAUCCUCGAGCAAUUCGAUCUCUCGACAGAGCUGGUAGAUGUAGGGAACACACCGCCUGGCGUUCUCAAAAUAACCAACGCUCAAGGAAAGACGACUCAAUGCAGACUGUUCGCCCUAUUCUUUGAUACCCGCGGCUUUGGCGAUCGGGGAUACGUGCCAGUGGUGCUCAACGACGAUAGCUGGGCUGAACUCAUCGACAACAUCCUGAAGCUCGAGCUGGCUUCUGCACAUCCCGAAAGCGAACUUUCUCUACAGUCCUCAGAUAUCACCAAGGUUCUAGGAACCCGGGAGACUGUCAUGAGCGCCUUGGCCUUGUUCAUUCUUGCCCUGGCAAUCUUGAUUUUCGUUGCUGCCGUCAGACUGCUUUUUCUGGGUGCAAAGUCCGCACCUCGGAGUUAGGCUUGCCCCUACUGGCUGUAGUCACCGACAUUCCAACCGCAUUUCGUACGAUGAUGAAGGGCCAUAUCAACACGAAAUGCGUAGAGUAAUCAUUACUCAUGUCACGACGUUAAAGCCAACAUGUGGACUCCUUGUCCAUGUACAUACAACGCAUCCACCGUCUUACUGCGGCGUGUCAUUCCUCUUCGCAAUUUGGAUAAAUUGCAAUCAGACGGACUCGCCAUUAGCAAUUUAAUUAUGAGCGGCCAACAAUCACAUCAGAAUCUUCAAACCGUCGUAGUCCCGCUGAUGGCUACACGAGCGGUCAUCAUACAUCAUGGCACACACCCCUUUGAAUCUUUGAAUCCCAGCCAUGAUUGCAGUCACAGUGGUGGUGGCGGUUUAUCCCCGAUGUCACCACGAGACAGGUCACCAAGGACUCGGACCUGGGCAAGCCCAAGGUGACGUAUCUAUAGGCCAGGAUAGAUGGAGCAGUCUCACGGCUAACGUUGCAGGAGGUCGUUCUAACAAAGUGGAUGUGGUGAUGGUGGAAUGUGUUACAAGUUACAAAGCGAUUAGAU
Serpula lacrymans var. lacrymans S7.9 is the source of this 1190-nucleotide messenger RNA. RefSeq lists its product as uncharacterized. NCBI's taxonomy places the organism in Eukaryota, Fungi, Basidiomycota, Agaricomycetes, Boletales, Serpulaceae. The record is from RefSeq and is a predicted model, not a curated record. The transcript has 2 exons. The coding region runs from base 58 to 630 and encodes 190 amino acids.